Messenger RNA from Ixodes scapularis (black-legged tick), 516 nucleotides. RefSeq lists its product as uncharacterized. The record is from RefSeq and is a predicted model, not a curated record. The transcript has a single exon. NCBI's taxonomy places the organism in Eukaryota, Metazoa, Arthropoda, Arachnida, Ixodida, Ixodidae. Bases 1 to 516 code for a protein of 171 amino acids.
AUGGCAAAUAUGGAAUCCAUGCUUAUGAGCCUAACUGCGAGCCUGAACAGGGUUACGACACAACUUUCCAGUAUUCAAAGUAAGCAAGAAGAAUUUGAAAAGAAACUGGACACCUUGAUGAAGAGCAAUGGCCACUUAGAAAAACGUGUUGAUGGUUUUGAGGGAUUGACCAAAAACCUACAAGCACAGAUUGAUGCUCUUGAAAACCGCAGUCGAAGGUGCAAUCUGGUGUUUUACGGCAUAGAUGAUACGAAGAGCAAUGAGACAUGGGAAGAAUUGAAGAACCAUGUGCUACAACUCUGUAAUGAUAAAAUGGGCGUCAACCCCAUUUCGAUUCAAAGGGCACAUCGGAUUGGUGAAUAUAGAGCGAAUGGGAAAAGGCCAAUUAUUGUGAGCUUUGUUUCGUGGAAUGAAAAAGAAAGCAUAUUACACGCGGGGUUCAAAUUUAAAAAUACAAACUACAGUGUCUCAGAGGAUUUUGGCAAAACGCUUCGCGAUAAAAGACGUAUGUUAUAG